GCGUGAGGAGCUUGACAAUCAAUGACCAAAGGGAGGUAAUGCUCCAAAGUCCACAGGCUGUAACCAAAGCGUCACGCCAUUCAUCAUUCAGUGUUAGAGCAUAGUGCACGUGGGCCAUAGUAACUGUUCUCAUUCCUACACAAUGGCAGACGAAGCAGCAUUCAACACGGCGGCUGAAGAAGUAAAAAACUUGAAGACCAAACCGUCAGAUUCCGAAAUGUUGGAGAUCUAUUCACUAUUCAAACAAGCAACAGUUGGUGAUUGCAAUACAGACCGACCUGGCAUGUUGGACUUGAAAGGAAAAGCCAAGUGGGAUGCCUGGGACAGCAAGAAAGGAAUUGCUCAAGCUGAGGCCCGGGUGCAGUAUGUAGCUAAAGUGGAAGAGCUGAAGGGGAAAUACAACUGAAAUUAUUUCAACACAUGACAGCAUGACUGGAUCAAACGGCUUCUCUUUAGUUUUCAGCGAUUUACUUCAUUUUUGAUCUCUUCACGCCAAGAGUAGCCACAUGCUUGUUUAAUUCUGUUACGUUAGUGAGCUCUUUUUUUACUGUCACAUUUUAUGUAUUGUUUUCACAUAUGUAUCGAACAUAAACACCUGCUUUUGAUAAA
Haliotis rufescens (red abalone) is the source of this 609-nucleotide messenger RNA. RefSeq names its product acyl-CoA-binding protein-like. Bases 143 to 406 code for a protein of 87 amino acids. NCBI's taxonomy places the organism in Eukaryota, Metazoa, Mollusca, Gastropoda, Lepetellida, Haliotidae. The record is from RefSeq and is a predicted model, not a curated record. Gene Ontology annotation, molecular function: fatty-acyl-CoA binding. The transcript has 5 exons. Gene Ontology annotation, biological process: fatty acid metabolic process.